GCAAAGAUGAAUGCAAAACACAUGUGGAUUUGCCUUUUCCUCGUAUUUUACAGCGCGCAGAGUCCGUGCACAGCCUGCACCUGGAUCACGAGUCAGUACAGAAUACUGAGCAGAGAGUGUCUGUCACAGCUGCAGAAAAUGGGAGGAGAGUUUUCUCAAGUUUAUAAACCGUUUCCAACGUCAUUAUACACAAGAAUUAUAACGGCCAAGACUGAAAACCAGGUGAGGUUUCUGGCUGAAGUCACAGAGCAGAUCACCGAACUCUUCAAUGUUAAUUUAGACUCCGCAAAAUGGGACAGCGGCGCACUGGACAAUUUCUUAAACAUCCUCAAUACACGCAUGCUGAAUGAGCUCAAAAACUGCGCUGCAUCCUACCGAGAGACAAAAGAACAGCGACACACCAACAUGACACUUAAGAAACAUUUCAGAAAGUUAAAGAGGAUUCUGAAGAAAGCAAACUACAGCGCUGAUUCUUGGGAGCAAAUCAGGAGAUUAGUGCGGAACCACCUUACGCGGAUGGAUAUUAUCGCUUCCAACUUGAAGUCGGCGCUGACGGGCUGA
This is a messenger RNA of Electrophorus electricus (electric eel), 561 nucleotides long. Its product is annotated as interferon a3-like. The record is from RefSeq and is a predicted model, not a curated record. Gene Ontology annotation, molecular function: cytokine receptor binding. Lineage: Eukaryota; Metazoa; Chordata; Actinopteri; Gymnotiformes; Gymnotidae. Gene Ontology annotation, biological process: response to exogenous dsRNA; defense response. Gene Ontology annotation, cellular component: extracellular region.